ACGGGGUCACUGAUUCACUGGAGUCGCGUAGACUUUGCUACUUGGCUGCUUCCAAUUGUUCAAAAAUCGCCACCCAAUACUUUUCAAGCUUUCUUUCUUCGUAGCAACUACCAAGCAAUCAGAACAACGGUCUCACCUCAUUAAUUCUUCAUAAUCUCACUGAUUCCUUUUGCUCCAAACCUCAUCUGCAAUUGAACACUCGACUCUCCUUGUUCAACCAUGAACUUGAAGAGUUAUACGUAUAGCAUAACCUCUGCCAUAUCCACCCUCCUUUAUGUUUCUUUCUUGUUCCUCUCGGACUUGGCCAUAUCUAUUGAAGCUUAUGUUCCAGUUGAUAGCUUCACUGUCAACUGUGGCUCAACUGGCAAUUUCUCCGACGGUGAAAGGUCAUGGAGCGGAGACACAGACUCAAAGUUCUUAACUCUUCAAGACACAAAAACCAUCGUUGCUCAACCAGCCACACAACCUUCUCCGAACAAAGUUCCAUAUACCAGUGCUCGCUUGUCUAACUCUGAAUUCAGUUACUCCUUCCCAGUCACAGCUGGCCGGAAAUUUGUUCGUCUCUUCUUCUACCCUGCUUCUUACGCUGGCUUUGACCGUCAUAACGCCUUCUUCACGGUCAAAUCCGAGGGGUUCACACUCCUUAAGGAUUUCAACGCUUCGCUUAACGCCGAUGCUUCAAACAGCGACACCAUCUUUAAAGAAUACAUCAUCAACGUGGAUGAUGGGCAGAGGAUCAACCUAACCUUCACUCCAAACACAUCCCAUCCAAAUUCUUACGCGUUUGUGAAUGGAAUUGAAGUGGUGGCCAUGCCCAGUGAUCUCUACUUCACUGAACCCAGCGGACAACAAGUUGUAUUUGUGGGUUAUCCAGGUGUCCCAUACAAUAUGCAAAACAGUAGCGCCCUGCAGACAGACUACAGGAUCAAAGUUGGCGGCAAUACAAUCACACCUAAAGCUGAUACUGGCAUGCUCCGGAAUUGGGCAGGAGAUGAUGCUGAUUAUUUAAGAACGCCAAGUGCUCUGUAUAUGCUAUCCGCUGAUGAGACCGGAAAGAUGAACAUCACUGUGAGUCCUGAUUAUGAAGCACCCAUUGAACUCUACAGAACAUCACGUUAUAUGGGCAAGAAUGGAACCCUCAACCAAAUGAUAAAUUUGACCUGGGAGUUUCCUGUUGAUUCUGGCUUCACCUACAUGCUCAGGCUUCACUUUUGCGAGCUAGACCCAAACAUUACUAAAACCGGUGACAGAGUGUUCAACAUCUACAUAGCAGGCCAGUUGGCGGAGGACCGUGCCAAUGUUCUAAGAUGGAGCAAGCAAAAGGGAAUUGCUGUACAGAGAGACUAUGCAGUUACGAUCCCAGGGACUACUCAAGACAAGUUUAACCUUUCACUCCAAAUGCACCCUUCAUCAUUCGUAUGGUACAGCGACCCUUUCUUGAACGGCCUUGAAAUCUUCAAGAUUAGUGACCCCGCUUCGAACAGCCUCGCCGGGCUGAACCCGAACCUGUCCAGUGUCCCGGGUCAACCCAACCCGCCAAAGUCAACCAACUCAAAGAGCAGCAACAAGGCGACUAUAAUCGGUGUCGUGGUGGGCGCAGCAUGUGGCGUCGUUUUGCUCUCUGCUAUCGCCUUCUUCCUCCUCAGCCGUCGCAACAAGCCAAAGACGAGCGUUAUCCUGAAGGACUCAAAGUCCAACAACACCUCCAAGUGGGGCCCACUCUCCUUCGCCACGACCAAGUCAACCAGCACACAGAAAUCCUCACUCCCCUCCGAUCUCUGCCGCCACUUCUCCCUCGUCGAGAUCCGCGCCGCCACAAACAACUUCGACGACCUCUUCAUCGUCGGUGCCGGAGGAUUCGGCCACGUGUACAAGGGCUAUAUCGACGGCGGAACCACCCCCGUCGCCAUCAAGCGCCUCAAGCCAGGUUCCCAGCAGGGAGAACACGAGUUCAUGAACGAGAUCGAGAUGCUCUCGCAGCUUCGCCACCUUCAUCUCGUUUCGCUAAUCGGUUACUGCAACGAGAGCAACGAGAUGAUCCUCGUCUACGAUUUCAUGGACCGUGGAACCCUCCGCGACCAUCUCUACAACACCGAAAACCCUUCCAUCAAAUGGAAGCAGCGGUUACAGAUCUGCAUCGGUGCAGCGCGUGGACUACACUACCUUCAUACAGGCGCGAAGCACACGAUCAUCCACCGAGACGUGAAAACCACGAAUAUCUUGUUGGAUGAUAAGUGGGUGGCUAAGGUUUCUGAUUUUGGCUUAUCGAGAAUUGGGCCUACCGGUAAUACUAAAGCCCAUGUGAGCACGGUAGUGAAGGGUAGCGUUGGGUAUUUGGAUCCGGAGUACUAUAAACGACAGCGUUUAACGGAGAAGUCUGACGUGUACUCUUUUGGUGUGGUGUUGUUUGAGAUACUAUGCGCAAGGCCGCCUCUGAUCCGUACGGCUGAGAAGAAACAGGUGUCGCUUGUUGAUUGGGCGAGGCACUGCUGGAACAACGGGUCGUUGGGUCAGAUUGUGGACCCCGCUUUGAAAGGCUCUAUUGCUCCCGAGUGUUUGAGGAAGUUCGGUGAGAUUGCUGUUAGUUGUUUGUUGGAUGAUGGAACGCUGAGGCCGUCCAUGAACGACGUCGUUUGGAUGCUGGAGUUUGCGUUGCAGCUUCAAGAGAGUGCGGAGCAGCGUGACCGUGCGAUUGGGAUUGAGGUGCCUGAUGGUGAUGAUGAGGAGGAUCGUGCGGUUGAGAAGAGAGAAGAGAGUGAUGACAUGUUUAGUAGUGGAACCAGCGUUGGGCAAGUUUCUGAUUUUAACAAGAGUAGUGGUGUGAGUAUGAUGAGUAGUAGUGGAGAUAAUAGUUAUGGUAAGGACACUGAUAAGUUUUUGUCUGGGACUGUUUUCUCUGAGAUUAUGGAUCCAAAGGCUCGCUGACGCGAAAAUCAAACGCCAACAAAUUCCAUAAUUGGUUGCGCUUACUUUUUUGAGUUAUAUGGUUAGUCUAUGUUGGAAGCUGCUUUUAAGAUUCUAUAUGAAUUAAUUGCUCCUAUUUCUUCUAUAUAAUAAAAGACGUGUAAGAUUCUCUUGGUAAA
Arachis duranensis is the source of this 3083-nucleotide messenger RNA. Its product is annotated as receptor-like protein kinase FERONIA. Bases 220 to 2925 code for a protein of 901 amino acids. The record is from RefSeq and is a predicted model, not a curated record. NCBI's taxonomy places the organism in Eukaryota, Viridiplantae, Streptophyta, Magnoliopsida, Fabales, Fabaceae. The transcript has a single exon. Gene Ontology annotation, molecular function: protein kinase activity; ATP binding. Gene Ontology annotation, biological process: protein phosphorylation.